GUCUGGCUAGGUUAUGCAUGUCCUCCCAGUGCACAUUCCAUGUCUGAAUGGCGUGCUGCCUCCCAGCAACGUGGCUGUUCCGUCUCCAUUUUGCUUUCACGACUCACUAUGCUUGGUCUUAAGCCGUCAACAUCAGAGGGUCACCUCGAGCACUAGACUGCCCCCAUGGCGUUCUUCUGCAUCUUGAAGGCCCUUGUCACACUCCUGCAUCGACCUGCUCUAAAAUUCCUGUCCGCUUGCAAGCCACAUGCAUAUGCACCUUCUUCUCCUAUUGAUAAGGCCACGGAUAUCCGUCCUCAAGGGUUUCCCACCUCGAUCCUCUCUGGCAUAGAGGGCCCUAGUGCUUCACUAUAUAUGUAUCCCGAGUCUCGCAAGGCUAAAUCUCUUUACGCCCUGCUCUGGUUGCUUUCUACAUUAUCAUCUGAAUCCACAAUGCCCCAGGAUGCUGCAAAGCCCAAUCAGUUUCAGGCUUCAGUACCUCAAGCCUGCAUUCCAAAAACAUCCUCUUGUCCAAUCGAUAUUCGACCUAGCGAAAGCUCGACGAGAGCGCAACCUUCGUCCGGCCAGACAUCAGCAUUUGGCUCCGCCCCACCGAAACAAUUCGCCGUCUCGAGAAGCUGCAUAGUUUCGAAACCUAGCAGCUCAUUCACAACAUGGGAUAACCCGAUAUGUUGCGGUUUCAUCAGCGAUGAAGACCUUGGUUCUAACGACGAAGAAGCGCCUAUUCUAGAGGAGGCAUCAUCACCACCAAAACCAUAAUUACCAGUUCUACCUCGAUCAAAAAGGGAGAAAGUGGAUCGGUCGCGACAGGCACACCGUAUAUUACAGAGCAGAGUGGCAGAGAAGACACUACCACAGAUUAGCGAAAAUUCGAGGGAGGAGGCCGAAUGAAACUAGAAAUACGAAGUACACAUGCUUCAAUCGAGGACGU
Molecule: messenger RNA, 931 nt
Organism: Mytilinidion resinicola
Lineage: Eukaryota; Fungi; Ascomycota; Dothideomycetes; Mytilinidiales; Mytilinidiaceae
Exons: 1
Coding region: 166-759 (197 amino acids)
Source: RefSeq, a predicted model, not a curated record